Ananas comosus (pineapple) is the source of this 1328-nucleotide messenger RNA. RefSeq names its product BTB/POZ and TAZ domain-containing protein 2-like. The coding region runs from base 80 to 1171 and encodes 363 amino acids. Gene Ontology annotation, molecular function: protein binding. Lineage: Eukaryota; Viridiplantae; Streptophyta; Magnoliopsida; Poales; Bromeliaceae. The transcript is spliced from 5 exons. Gene Ontology annotation, cellular component: nucleus. The record is from RefSeq and is a predicted model, not a curated record.
UAUAAGCGCGAAUUUUAAAGUCCUAGGCUCUCCCGUUAUUUCACAAUUCCUAUUGAAGUAGUAGAAAAAAAAAAAAAAGAUGAGAGAUUUUGAGGGCUCAAAUGGCCUCCGGAGAUGGCACGAGGCCGGCGACGAAUCCGCGCCGUCCACCGACGCCCGAAUCGUGACGUCGGACGGCGAAAGCAUCCCCGCUCAUUCCAGCGUCCUGGCCUCGGCAUCGCCGGUGUUGGAUCGGAUGCUCGACAAGUCGCAGAAGAAUUGUAUGUUGGAGAGAACCAUCCAUAUAUUGGGCGUCCCCUGCGACGCCGUUCUCGCUUUUGUUCAGCUUCUCUACUCCUCAGGGACGUCGGUAUCAUCACGAGACAUAGAAGAGGCGAUCGAGAACCACGGCGCGGCGCUGCUAGUGCUGUCGCACGUGUACCGCGUGGAGUGGCUGAAGAAGGAGGCUGAGAGCGGGACGGCGGCGCGGCUGACAGCAGAGAGGGUGGUGGACAUGCUGAAACUGGCAAAGUUAUGCGACGCGCCGAAGCUGUACCUGCGGUGCAUGCGGCUGGCAGCAAAGGACUUCGGGGCAGUGCAGCAGUCCGAGGCCUGGCGGUUCCUCCAGCUGCACGACCCCGCGGUCGAGCGCGAGAUCUUGCAGUUCUUAGAAGAGACUGAUCAGAGAGAGCGAAGGUGGAGAAGGACGAAAGAAGCCCAGGAAGUGUACCACCAACUCAACGAAGCAAUGGAAUGCUUGCACCAAAUUUGCAGCGAGGGCUGCACCAACGUGGGGCCCAACGACGCUCGGCGCGGGGUCCCAUCGAGUCGUCGACCCUGCGCCCAGGUCCGCACGUGCGAGGGGCUGCGGCAGCUGAUACGCCACUUCGCGGCAUGCGGCAGGAAGUCCACGGACGGGGGCUGCCCGCACUGCAGGCGGAUGCUGCAGCUCUUCCGGCUGCACUCUUCUCUCUGCCAUCGGCGCCACUCUUGCAGUGUCCCCUUUUGCAGCCAAUUCAAGUCGAGGAUGCAAAAGGAGGGUAAAGAAGAUGUGACAUGGAGGCUGCUAGUGAAGAAGGUAAUUGUUGCUAGAGUAAUGUCUGGCUUCGCCACAAGGAAGGUACCAGAAGACAACAACACUCUGAGGGCAGGAUUAAGAUCCAGAGGAGGCAACAAACGGAAUCUUAAUUAAUCCCAAACACAGCCUUGUAUGCUUUCACUUCUCAUAUGAAGGGUACGGCUCAGAAUUAUUAUUAUUAUUUUUUAAAAGAUAGAUAGCAUGUUAUCCACUUUGUUUAUUUUUUUAAAAAAUAAACUUAGUUGGAAAUGUAAAUCAACUAAGAUUCGAA